UAUAAUCGUGUGACUCACGACAACUACCCGAUUCUUUGCUGCACUCGCCCAGUCUUCGAAGAUACAAAUCAAAAUGAUAAUCAUAUUCUUCCCACCACAACGAUGCCAACGUCAGCAGAUGAACACCAGCCGACAAUAAAAACUACGAGCACAACAACAGUUGCCUCUCAAACAAAUAGCGAUGAUGAACGUUCAGCGUCGGAUGACAAAAACUCGCCACCGGAAACUUGUCGAGUGCCACACGAUGGCAGCGAUGGCACCUGCAAACCAUUUCAAACUUGCACCGAACUAAUCACACGCGCACAACAAAAUCCCACCGAUAAGGAAUUUCGCAGGCAAUUGGAAUUGUCGAAUGCUAUCUGCUUUAGCAUCGGCACGAAUAUUUGCUGUCCGGUGGCGGAGAAAAAAACGGUGCAGCGUUCAAAUGAUGCCGCAUGGCAUCUGCCAUCCGAAGACGAAGGCUGUGGCCUGACGCAUCUUUCAACAUUGAAAGUUGUAGGCGGUGGUAAUAGCAGCAUUGGAUCUUGGCCAUGGAUGGCUCUAAUCGGCUAUGAUCGAUAUAGCUUAUCGCCAUUUCGCUGUGGUGGCGCAUUGAUAACAGCACGACACGUACUGACCGCAGCUCACUGCAUUUUGAGAGACUUAUCAUUUGUACGCUUAGGCGAAUAUGAUUUGAGCACCGAAAGGGAAACCCAACAUUUGGACAUCGAUGUAGUGAAGUCAGUGCGUCAUCCAAAUUUCGGUGGUAGAGAUCGCCGCUAUGACAUUGCUGUCUUAUAUCUGGAGAAAAAUGUCGAUUUUACAGAUUUCAUUUGCCCCAUUUGCUUACCCACAUCACAGCAGUUGCGCAGUAAAUCCUACAUCGGCUAUCAUCCCUUUGUAGCCGGUUGGGGACGUGUCAUGGAAGGUGGGCGCUCAUCAAAUAUACUACAAGAACUACAAAUUGAAGUUAUGGAUAAUUCUGUUUGUCGACGUAGCUAUGAAGCGAACAAAAGGCUUGUAUCCAAUCAACAGUUCGACGAUACGGUGGUAUGUGCCGGCGAUUUGGGUGGCGGACGUGAUACGUGUGGCGGUGAUUCGGGUGGACCGCUAAUGGUGGCGGAGCCAUAUAAAGGCGUGACACGCUUCUAUGCACUCGGCGUGGUCUCAUACGGCAUUGGUUGCGGCCGCAUUGGCAUACCAGGCGUUUAUACAAAUACACAACAGUACAUAGAUUGGAUAUUGGAGAUGCUGGCGCAGACGUAGUACCCGCCCGCACAUGAAUGUUUGCCUUAAUUUCUAGUUUUUAAUUUUAAGUAAGUGGCGCUUUUCAAUCUUGGUUGGCUAUAAAUAUUAUAGUACUAUAUAGCGGUUGUCCACCUACUAAGGAUGUAGGGCGCCAUAGCUUAAGUAAUCGUUAACUUAAACUUAAGCAAGUAGUUUCAAGGUGAAGAAGAAAUAUGGCAACUGCUUAAGUUUACUACGCCUGUUGAUUUCCGAAUAAAUGUGCUCUGAAAAAGUCUACACAUGUAUGUGUACAUAUGUAUGUACAUAUGUAUCUAUUAAAUACCAAUUUUAUAGGUACUCGUUGCUAUAUCCUUUUUUUCCGUGAAACUGCAUGCUUUGUUAAAAUUUUUUUUUAAACUUUUAUAUGUAAAUAUUUUUAACGUAGCUUUGAAAAAUCAGCUCUAAGCGCAUUUUAAAAAAUGUUAGUUAAAAAAAUUAGU
Messenger RNA from Rhagoletis zephyria (snowberry fruit fly), 1706 nucleotides. RefSeq names its product venom protease-like. Gene Ontology annotation, biological process: proteolysis. The record is from RefSeq and is a predicted model, not a curated record. Lineage: Eukaryota; Metazoa; Arthropoda; Insecta; Diptera; Tephritidae. Gene Ontology annotation, molecular function: serine-type endopeptidase activity.